Aspergillus nidulans FGSC A4 is the source of this 1308-nucleotide messenger RNA. Its product is annotated as rRNA-binding ribosome biosynthesis protein RPF1. Gene Ontology annotation, molecular function: rRNA binding; rRNA primary transcript binding. The transcript has a single exon. Gene Ontology annotation, biological process: rRNA processing; ribosome biogenesis. NCBI's taxonomy places the organism in Eukaryota, Fungi, Ascomycota, Eurotiomycetes, Eurotiales, Aspergillaceae. The record is from RefSeq and is a predicted model, not a curated record. Bases 1 to 1308 code for a protein of 435 amino acids.
AUGGUCUCCAAGAAAGCGUCGGCGAGGCCUCCCUCAGGCAUAAUUGGCGACUUCAAGGUUCGCAAUAAGCAGAAGCGUCAACUUCUUCACAUCAAACGAAAGCGCGCCAAAGAUGCGGCUCGCCGGGCUCAGAGAUUCAGCACGAAGAAGGAAGAGGCUAAAAAUCCUAAGUUAAAGGAGGAACGACUUAAGCGAAACAUUCCCUUGACCUUGGAGCGGAAGCGUGUAUGGGAUGAUGCCGGCAGCGACGUUGAGGAACCCUUAGGGCUGAGUGUCGAUGUCGAGCGGAUAAAGAGACUGAAGCAAGAGGAAGAUGAAGAACUCAAUCGCCCGUUGGAUUCGGGCUCAGAGGAUCGCCACAGUGAGGAUAAUGGUAGUGACGAGGAAGAUGACGAGGACGAUCUCGACAGCAUGUUAGCUAGUAGCGACGAAGAAGACGAAGGCGACGAGGGUAAAGAGAGCAAAAAGGACAGCCGCGGCCGCAAACCUUCCGCUAUUCCCUCAGCAACGGAACGUGCAACAAGCCCAUCCCAAUCAACAAAAAGCACGAAUUUGAAUUUAGCUCCGGAAGCGCUCGCUGCGAAAUUCCCAUCUCUCUUCUCUCCAGACUCGCAACGACCUCCGAAAAUCCUUAUUACAACAUCCCUCAACUCAACCCUUCACCACGAAGCCGAAAUCCUUACUCAACUCUUCCCCAACAGCGUCUACAUUCGGCGUACGGCGCACGCCCACGCCCACAAAUUUUCCAUCCGCGAGAUCGCCAAAUUCGCCUCCAACCGCGAAUACACCACGUUAAUCAUCCUACAGGAGGACUCGAAAAAGCCGGCCGGCCUGGACAUCGUCCACCUUCCGAAGGGCCCCAUGUUCCACUUCAGCAUCAGCAACUGGGUCGAAGGCAAGAAGAUACCCGGCCACGGAAAGCCAACCGAACAUUGGCCAGAGCUUAUCCUGAAUAAUUUCCGCACACCGCUCGGUCUUCUCACCGCACAUCUCUUUCGCACGUUAUUCCCGCCACAGCCGGAUAUCGAGGGCCGACAGGUCGUCACUCUCCACAACCAACGUGACUACAUAUUUGUGCGUCGGCACCGCUACGUGUUCCGCGAGAAGCGGGAAACUGAAAAGGCCGUUGUGGGUGCGGACGGGAAGGAGAUUAAGGGGGCGGAGGGGAUCCGGACGGGUCUCCAGGAGCUGGGCCCUCGGUUCACAUUGAAGCUGCGCCGUGUUGACAAAGGUAUCCAGAGGGCGAGUGGACAGGAGUGGGAAUGGAAAGGGAAGAUGGAGAAGAAGAGGACUUUGUUCCAGUUGUGA